AUGGGUCUCCCCCCAUACGGCGCGGGCGUCGGCGGGAAGGCCGGGGACAAACAAGUCCGACGCCGCAGCAGCAAAGCCUGCGACCAGUGCAGGAAAAGCAAGUGCAAGUGCGAGCGGAGCAGCCCACAAGAACCGUGUCGGAACUGCGUCAUGCUCGGUACCCAAUGUACCUUUCUCGGGCCUUCGCGCAAGCGCGGCCCCCCCAAAGGCUACAUCGACGCGAUCGAGGCGCGUCUGCAUCAGACCGAAGCCCUCAUCGGCAUCCUCCUCAGCAGCAAGGACAGCCGCGCGAAGGGAGUGCUCGAGGAUCUUGCAGAGGACCCGCUGGCGAAAGAAAUCAUAAACCGUGUCGACAACUCGCCGUACGGAUACAAAGGGCGCAGCCGCGGCGCGGAGGCGCCGACGAGUCGCGCGCGACCUCCUCCACCGCCAGAGCAGCGCGACGGCAACGAGGGUAAUGUCGUGCACGCGACGCACCCUUCGAACGAAUGGCAGGAUCAGGUUAUCAGUCGGUUGAACACUGCGGCGGCAACGCGUAACACCCUCCUGCCCGACGGCCAAGUCGCCUCGACGAGCACGGAAGGGGACGACACCAUCUCGCCACCUUUGAGCGCGCUCCCCCCGUCUGGCACGAGUGCAUCUGCGCGGAAGGAGGCCGACAGCCAGGCAGCGAGCAGCGACGGGCGGAGACAACGCAGACGUCUCGAUGGGGACGGUGCUGUGCAACCGGAGAUUUCGCGGCGCUCGACGUCAUCGGCAUCGUCGCGCUCUCCGAUACGCCACGGCGCCGCCGGGGAGGAGAGUAUGGAGGAGACGGACGAGAGUGGGGAGGACGAGAUGGCGGUCGCGGUGGGGCAACUGAGCUUGAACGAGGACGAGCAGGUGCGGUUCCAUGGGAAGAUGAGCGGGCUGCAUCUGCUCGGAGUGAAGGAAAGGCAGGACGGACGGAACGAGGGCGGACUUUGGCGGUUCCCCAAGGCGAGAGUUUGGCCCCCCUUGCCGCCUUCAGCACGCGCCUCCCAACGGCAGUCCGAGGACUUCGCGCCUCGGCUGCCCGAUCUCGCGACCCAGGAGCUAUUGCUCGAGUUGUACUUCACCUACGUCCACCCGGUACUCCCGAUAGUCCACAAGCGAACCUUCAUGGACGACUUCCGCAAUGGGAACAUGUCCUCGGACUCGCCCUACUCAGGGGCCGAGUCCGUCUACUCGGACGCUGCGUCCCCGGUUUCCGCGUCGUCCCCGCACAGGUUGUCGAGGCGGCGCGUACCGACCCUCCUGCUGCUCGCAAUGUUCUCCCUCGCGGCGCGCUACUCCUCGCGCACUGCGGCGCCCCCACCAGAAGACGGCUCGAUGUGGACCGCUGGCGACGAGUACAUGGAGGACGCGAAGGUGAUUCUCGACCGCACCUACGCCGCGUCGCGGCCCAGCACCUGCCAGGCGCUCCUCCUCCUCGGCUACCGCGAGGUGGGAAUCGGCGCGAUGGCGCAGGCGUGGCUCUACGUCGGGAUGGCCGUCCGGAUGGCGCAGGACCUCGGGCUGCACAAGAGCGCGGAGAAGUGGACGAGCGUCGGCCGGAGCCUGUUCUCGCGCGCGGAGCUGCAGGAGCGGCGGCGGAUCUGGUACGGGUGCGUGGUGAUGGACAAGUACGUGUGCACGUACAUCGGGCGCCCGGUCGCGAUCUUCGAGCGCGACUUCGACACGGAGCUGCCCGUCGUGGAGGAGGGCGAGGAGACGGAGCUGUGGAGGCCGCACCCGGCGCCGCAGGUGUUCGACGCGGAGGACACGGAGCGGCGGAAGCGCGAGGUCGUGCCCGCGCCUGGGUACGUCUUGUCGUGUUUCGACGAGUCGGCGAAGCUUUCGCUGGUGUUGAGUCAGAUAUGCCAGAGCAUCUACGCGAUUAAGCCUGCUGUGAACCGGCCUUCCGAGCUUACUCGGCUGGAUAGCCAGCUGACGAAGUGGUGCCUCGAGCUGCCGGAGUCCUUGCGGUUCGACCCCGCGUCGCCGAAGAACCCGCCACCGCCGCCACACAUCCUGACGCUGCACAUGCAGUAUUGGUGUACGGUGCUCCUGCUCCACAGGCCGUUCAUUCGACACAUCCAGGAUUCGACCAAGUUGCUGUCGCCCAGUGCGUCCUCCGCAAGGGAGGCCAACAUCCAGGUCACCUCGCGCCAGCACUACGACAUGUGCGUGCAAGCGGCGAAUCAUAUCUCUCGCAUCGCCUCCGUCUACUGCGAUGCCUACUCGCCGAAUCGGGCAUCGGUCUUCCUCUGCUAUUACGUCUUCACCGCGGCUAUAAUGCAUGUCGCUACACUGCGGACAUAUCCCGAUGACCCGCAAGGUCAAAGCGGACUUGACAAAUGCAUGGACAUCCUCAAACGCAUGAGUGUCAUCUGGCCCAGUGCCUGGCGCGCCUUGGAGCUCCUGACAGGUGCCAAACUCCAGCUGGAUCGCCCGUCGGAGCUCCCCAGCUUGCGCAACGUUUCGGAGCCCAGACACAAACGCACAGCUUCGGACUCCGUCGAUUCGGAGGAUGUCACUGUCACAGACCGUUCCCGGAUCAUCACCCAGGAUCACGCCUACCGUCAGCAGGCCAACUACCCCGCCAUAUCGAACACCAGCCAAGGCCACGCGUCCGCCCCUGCGCCAAGCCACGCUCAGCAGAGCUACUCGCUAUCGCUGGAGAUGCCACCAAGCAGCGGCUCGUACCUGCAACCGUCGUACGACCGCUGGCCGACAGACUCAUCGUCGCUCGCGAGCUUCCCUUCCAGCAUCUCGACAUCGGUGCUGCCGCAGACGUACAGCACUGGGCUCGUCGACGAGCGCAUAGGGUCGAGCUUGGGCCGGAGCUCGGAACGGCAGAGCCAGCGGUACCCGCAGUACUGGAACGACUACUCGGCGCUCGGCCAGAUGGAGACCAACUACAGUGUGCCUGUUACGAGCGAGAUCGUGUCUCAGCACGGAGGCGCGCAGCCUGGGACAAGCGACCACCACGGGCACCAGCAGCCGAUGUACGACCAAUACUCCAUGUUUGGUGAGUUGCAAUUCUGGCGCUUCAUGCGGGACAUCUCGUCUGACAAACAUGCGCAAUCAAUAGGAAACAUGCCGCCUUCGAACCUACAAUAA
This is a messenger RNA of Dichomitus squalens LYAD-421 SS1, 3123 nucleotides long. RefSeq lists its product as uncharacterized. Gene Ontology annotation, biological process: DNA-templated transcription; regulation of DNA-templated transcription. The transcript has 9 exons. The coding region runs from base 1 to 3123 and encodes 1040 amino acids. Lineage: Eukaryota; Fungi; Basidiomycota; Agaricomycetes; Polyporales; Polyporaceae. The record is from RefSeq and is a predicted model, not a curated record. Gene Ontology annotation, molecular function: zinc ion binding; DNA binding; DNA-binding transcription factor activity, RNA polymerase II-specific.